AUGAAGAGAACCUUCGGUAUGUUGCGGAGUGGCGCUACAGCCGUGAAGGCGAGGGGACAUCUUUGUCAACUACAUCUUUUACGGGAUGUCUUUUGUACAUUAUCCAGCAUGGCUCUGAGGACUGCGCAAGGGAGGCGGCGCUCUGCGUAAAAAACCUGUGUGGUCACGCCAAGGCUCUGGAGUCAUUGCUGCAACAGGAUGCAGUGGAGUUAAUUGGUGGCCUUGCAGAGCGUGGCUCCUCUGACUCCGUACGUCGAGCGGCAACAAUGACGUUGCACUCUCUGGCGCGAGCUCAAAGGCGAUAG
This is a messenger RNA of Trypanosoma cruzi, 305 nucleotides long. RefSeq lists its product as uncharacterized. NCBI's taxonomy places the organism in Eukaryota, Euglenozoa, Kinetoplastea, Trypanosomatida, Trypanosomatidae. The record is from RefSeq and is a predicted model, not a curated record. The transcript has a single exon. The annotation marks the transcript as partial.